AUGUCUCACCCCGCGACGCGAAGUUCGAGUGGGGGCGACUCCAGUGCGAAAAGAAGAAAGAUUCGGAAGGGGACGCGGAGUUGUUGGGAAUGUAGAAGGAGGAAGACUCGUUGCCAAUAUGCGUCGGCUACAGCUGCUAUCUGCACUGGCUGUGAGGUCCGGGGGACGGCCUGCUUAAGCCAGGAGUUUCCAGACGAGCAGCCCCCAGCUUCAGAUAAGGGGCUAUCGCAGCGACUGAGUAGGGUAGAGGGUCUGUUAGAGAGACUCGUGGAGCAUACUGCGUCUCAUUCUUAUACUCCUAGCCAAGCGGGCGAGCCCUUUACUUCCUCCGUCUCGGCCGAAGACGAACUAGAUUCGUCACCCAAUAUGCUCCGUCCGUCUGCGGCCGAGCAUCCCCCCGUCAUGGGUAUCUUCGACGCUCUGCGAGGAGACAGCGGGUCUAGCGCUCUAAUACAGACGUCUUUCGUGCCGACCCCAGCAUCAACGCAGGCCGAGCUGGUGCCCACCCUCCCUGCCAAAUAUGCCCAGAUAUCGAAGACCCUCCAUGCGACGUUCCCAUGCCAGCACGACAUCGAUGCUAUACUGGCGGUGGGCCCCGGUGCGGCAUUCGUCGUAGCAUACUUCAACGGCUAUCAGGGCCUAUAUGAGUCUCCAUCUACCGUCUCGGAAGUCCCGCCUGUGUCGAGCCACCCUGCCUUGCUGGCGAAGCGCUUGAUGCAGCUUAUCCUCUGCAUACAGAGGAUAUCUACCAAGAACUUCCCGAAAAAUCUCAUCUCGAGAGAACCGAUCCGAGCUCAGGUAGGCAGAUAUGUCAAUGUAGUUUCGGACCUUGUUGCUUCUAAUGAUGACCUUGUCGGCUCUGCUGAAGGUCUCGAGAUUCUCGCUCUAAUUUCGUUAUAUCAUGCCAACGUGGGCAAUUUGCGUAAGUCCUGGCUAGCCCUCCGGCGCGCCAUCGCCGUCGCCCAGCUCAUGGGUGUGGCUAGAUGGCCGGACGAUAAGCCACUGAAGUCGGUCGACCCGCGAUCGGACCCGGCAACUCGCUCUCGAGGCAGUGCGUUAUGGCAUCGCAUGAACUUCUCUGAUCGCUACUUGUCUCUACUCCUCGGCCUUCCCGCCGCCAGCGAAGACGAUUCCUUUGCUACCCCUGGGCGAAUAGACGCCGAACUUCCAUCAGAUAGGCUUAGCAAACUGCACUGUGUCAUCAGCGGCGCUAUCAUUAAGCGGAAUGCGAGCUAUAAUGGAAAAGGAGCGGCAGCUACGGAUGCUAGCUUUCGCACAACACAAGCUAUCGACCGCAGCCUCGAGGUUGCUGCUAAUUCUAUCAGCGCAGAGUGGUGGCAGCCGGUAGAACGUCCCGACACAGCCACCGCAUCAUCAAAAGAGCUGAUAGACGCCCACACGCAUGUAAUGAUGCAGAUGAAUCAUUACCACCUGCUCACCCUACUUCACUUACCGUAUUUUAUCCGCGACCCUAAAGAACGCCGCUGGGACUACAGCAAGACAACAUGCCUCCAUGCCUCGCGCAAGGUUCUUGAAGCCUACCUCGUCUUCCGCCAUCUCACCGACGCAGCCGGAGCCUGUCGGCACACAGACUACGGCGCGCUAACAGCCUCCAUGACGCUACUCCUAGGCUACCUAGAUCCAAAGCUGCGAUCGCGCGACCCCAAAACAAGCUACCAACGCAGUUCCGACCGCAAACUAGUCCUCGCAGUUCGAGAUGUCUUGCAGGAGGUAGCAGAGAGAGACGACGACAAGCUAUCGCGCGAGACCUCCGACAUAAUCACGCGCCUGUUGCCCCUGACGGAUGUCGACGUGACGGCUGACAGCUCAAGUAGCCUUGACGCUCCUGUGCGCCUUGAGAUUCCGUAUCUGGGAACCAUUAAUAUCAACCCAGUCAGCAGGCGGAUACAGCAAGACCGACCUCAGUUCCAGCAGGAUAGUCCCGAUACCACCCCAGCGCCAGUUAGCUACAGCAACAAGAAACAUACAGAACGGAGUCGUCUUCGAAGCUCGACCAUAUCCGAAAAUAUAUUUACGAAUAAUAACCCUAAUAACAACCCCAUAGACCCCAGUUUACAGCAACCCCCCGAAGCCUCUCCGAGCUUUUUGACCUCUCUCGGAGAAGAUGCUAAUUUCUCCUUCAUGCAAUUCGAGCCUCCAGAUCCGUCAGCCCCGUAUCCAUUACCUGAACUUGCGGCAAAUAUGGAUGAAUGGACAUUCCAAGGCUUUGACGCCAACUUCUUCGAGAGCCUGUUUUCAUAA
Molecule: messenger RNA, 2262 nt
Organism: Daldinia loculata
Lineage: Eukaryota; Fungi; Ascomycota; Sordariomycetes; Xylariales; Hypoxylaceae
Exons: 5
Coding region: 1-2262 (753 amino acids)
Biological process (GO): DNA-templated transcription; regulation of DNA-templated transcription
Molecular function (GO): DNA binding; DNA-binding transcription factor activity, RNA polymerase II-specific; zinc ion binding
Source: RefSeq, a predicted model, not a curated record